Molecule: messenger RNA, 1281 nt
Organism: Condylostylus longicornis
Lineage: Eukaryota; Metazoa; Arthropoda; Insecta; Diptera; Dolichopodidae
Product: glutaminyl-peptide cyclotransferase-like
Exons: 4
Coding region: 112-1149 (345 amino acids)
Molecular function (GO): glutaminyl-peptide cyclotransferase activity; zinc ion binding
Source: RefSeq, a predicted model, not a curated record
UUUUUUGUUCUAGUAAGUAGGUAGUUUAAUAUAAAUUACAAACGUUUUAUUUUUAUUCAUUCCAUAACAAAGCUUGCCAUUAAUUAAAUUAGUGAUAAAAAUAAUUUAAGCAUGUACUUAAAAUAUUCCAAUUUUAUUUUGUUUGUAAUUUACUUGAAUUUUGGAUUCGUUUGUAGUAAUUCAAAAAUCAAUAUUCAAAAUCAAUCUCUAAAAAUUUCGGAAACAGUUUUAACGAAAAUAAGCAAUCUUUCAAAUACGGAACACUUUAUGAAAACAUUGGACAGCAUAUUGAUACCAAGAGUGCCAGGUUCUGACAAUCACAAAAUAGUAAGAGAUUUUAUUAUUAAAUCUAUGGAAUCUCUACACUGGCAGGUUGAUCGCGAUACGUUUGAAGAUAUUACACCACACGGAAAAAUACGUUUUGAAAAUAUCAUUGCUACGCAAAAUCCAUCUGCAGAGCGUUUUCUAAUUUUAGCAUGCCAUUACGAUUCAAAAUUUUUUCCAGAUGAUGAAUUUGUUGGUGCUACGGACUCAGCUGUGCCGUGUUCUAUGAUGAUUAAUCUUGCUCAAAUAAUGAAUGACUAUUUAAAGCUUCAAAAUAAAACUAAAAAUGGAAAUAAACUAGGACUUAUGUUUAUUUUCUUUGAUGGAGAAGAAGCAUUUGUUGAGUGGGGCCCAAAAGAUUCAAUUUAUGGUGCAAGGCAUUUAGCAACUAAAUGGGAGUCUGAAAAUUUUUUGAAAAAAAUUGACAUGCUUAUGUUAUUGGAUUUGUUAGGUGCUCCUGAUGCAAAAUUUUAUUCUUUUUUCAAAAGUACAGAAAAUGCAUACAUUAAACUGAUUCAGAUUGAAGAAAAACUUACCUAUCAUGGUGCCUUAGAUAAACAUAUUAGUAGUGGCGUAAUAAGCAAAUAUAAAAAUUCAUAUUUCCAAGAAAAAUCGGCUACAUCAUACAUAGAAGAUGAUCAUAUUCCCUUUUUACGUCGUGAAGUCCCAAUAUUACACAUGAUACCGAUUCCAUUUCCAGACACUUGGCAUACGCCUGAAGAUAAUAAGAAAAACAUUGAUUUUGUAACAGUAGAAAAUUUGAACAAAAUAUUAAGAGCUUUUGUUGCAGAAUAUCUGGAGCUUCCAAUCAAUGAUGGGGAAUAAUUUUAUUUAGUGAAAGUAUCUUAGCCAAUUUAUAUUUUAAAAAUGUUUGUGAUAUUUGUUUUUAAAAAUUGUGCAUAUAUGGUUUUAAGGUUUAAUUUUGUUUUAAAUAAAAAUUUUACUUUUUAAAUUUUA